Molecule: messenger RNA, 15032 nt
Organism: Drosophila kikkawai
Lineage: Eukaryota; Metazoa; Arthropoda; Insecta; Diptera; Drosophilidae
Source: RefSeq, a predicted model, not a curated record
AGCGCCAUCGUUCGAGGCGGGUCGCACAUUCCACGGUGCUCCACUCUGCCUACUCCCCUUCGCUUAAGAAGCGAUUUUUUUUAAAUGCCAUAGCCUUAACCACAAACCUGCCAGCCGUUUAAACCAAACUCAAAUACGAACCGAAACUGCCUUCACACAAGUACCUAAACCUAACCUAAAUAGCUGCCAAAAACAAAAAAAAAAAACAAAAAAACCGAAUACCAAAUACCUUAUAAUACAAGAAAAUCCAACAAUACCAUAAAAAUUCCACUAAAAACCGUUAAAUCCGUGAAUAAACGAUGACGGGAUCGCCGGGAUCCCGGAGGAGUCACUCGGGGUCGCUGCUCCUGCGGCUCCUUGCCGUGGCCUUCGUCCUCAACGCCUGCCACGUGCCGCUGACCAAUGCCAAGCAAAUAAACAACUUUAACGAUGACCUGGACUUUAUUCCCGCCGAUGACCUGUUUCUGCAGGGCAACAAUGAGGCCAAUGAGCUGAAGGCCAUUGACAAUGAUGCCGACGAUGACGAUGUUGAAUCCUUCCCGGACGAUUUGGCCGAUGAAGAGGACCUGCUGCCCUCCGAUGAAAAGGAGGAGGAGACCGGCGGCAACUGGUUCAGCAAGGGCGUCCAUCGCGUCCGUCGCUCUCUGUCGCGACUGUUUGGUGGUGCUGAGGAAGAGGACAGCCGCAGCCACCAUCGCGUGCGUCGCGCAUCAUCCAAGGCCCGCCAAAUGGAGCUGCGCCGCAGGGCUCGGGAGGCCAGGGAGCGCAGGCAGGCCGAGCUCCGUGAGCUCCAAAGGCAGCGCCAGCUGCGCGCCGGAACGGGAAGUGUCUUCAACCGCGCCACUGAUCCCCGAAAGCGGGCGCCCGAGGUUUAUGAUGAGACCGAGGCGUCCGGUUCGCCUGACGAGGAGAUCACGCAGUAUCGCACAUACUUUGCCGUCAAUGAGCCCUACGACAAUGAUUUCACGGAUCCCAGCAGCGUUGCCUUCCAAACUCUGCAAAAGAACCUGGAUGACGCGCUGCGCGUCUUUUUCGAUCGCACCUACGCCGAAUACGAUGACGAUCAGGAUAUUCACAGCACCCUGCUGCAAGUGGAUCCCACCGACGACCGCUUCAAGGUGCACGUGCUGCUCAAGCUGCAGAUCCCCAACCGUAUCACCGACUUCCAGAGCAAGCUGGAGAGUCAGCUGAACGAUUACAAGCGAAUCGAAAAUUUGGGUGCCUCCACGGACAACGUUUUCUACUUCCAGGAAUCGCAAGAAGGCAACGAGGAAACCCCACCGAAUGUUGAAACUAACACGGCUCCAGUGGUGAGCUCAAACCCGGGCAACGUUGGCCUGGCUGCGGCCCCGCGAUCGGACUUCUUUAAUGUAAUUGGCCCACGAAUUCCGGGUCUGGCCCAGUCUCUGUUCCCCCCCAAAGAUGACGAUGAGGAACUAAACGUACCCCAAGCUUACAAUCCCGUCAAUCCCGAUGUCGAGGGCUCUGGUAAUGGCGAUGGUGUCGACGGGUGUCGCGGCGACGCCACAUUCACCUGCAGUCGUAGCGGAAGGCGCAUCUGCGAGGAGAUGCGUUGCGAUGGCGUGUCCAACUGUCCCGACGGCGAGGACGAGGAUGGCUGCUUUGCGACGGUUUGCACUGAAGAUCAGUUCAAGUGCGACGACCAGUGCCUGUCGCUGUACAAGCGCUGCGAUAAUGUCAUCGAUUGUCAGGAUCAGACAGACGAGGCCGGUUGUGAGCGGCCCAGGGAACCGGAAAUUGUUUACUCGACCCCAGAACCUGAACGUAACGUAACGGAAUCUCCGGAAUGCCAAGCGAACGAGUUCCGUUGCAACAAUGGCCAGUGCAUCGAUUCCAGGAAGCGUUGCGAUUACACGCUGGACUGCGAAGGCGGCGAGGACGAGGAUGCUGAGUGCCCCGCCGCCUGCAGCGACAUGGAGUACCAAUGUCGCGAGGGCACGCACUGUUUGAGCCUGAGUCAGCAGUGCGACGGCCAUGCCGAUUGUGCCGACGGCGACGACGAGGAGGACUGCCCCGGAAGUGGCUCCAUUGAGGAUGAGUGUCGGUUCGAUGAGUUCCGUUGCGGGACUGGUGAGUGCAUACCGAUGCGUCAGGUGUGCGAUAACAUUUACGAUUGCAACGAUUACUCCGAUGAGGGUAGCUGCGACGAUGACGAAGAAGGGCCAACGGAUGCCGUGGGCAUUCCCUUGGGCGGCUAUCGCCCACCGCGGCCUCAUACCAGCCGACCCAAGGGCAACGGCCUGGACGCGGAGGACAUGUACGAGUACCAGGUGGUCUACCAGCCGAGCAACGUCUACGAGAAGGCCAAUUCCCACAAUCCCUGCGCGGAAAACCAGUUCCGCUGCACCACCACCAAUGUGUGCAUCCCGCUCCAUCUGCGCUGCGAUGGCUCGUAUCACUGCAACGACAUGAGCGACGAGCGGGGAUGCGAACAGUACCGCCGUCCGGCAGUCUCCACCCGGCGUCCCGCGAUCACGGUCACUACGUGGUCGCCGUGGCAAGCGCCAGGCCAGCUGGAGCAGAGCAGCACCACCACAACCACAUCAGCGCCAAGAACCGUAACCAGAACCACCACGACCACCGAUGCACCGCCUCGGCGAGAGCCCUCUCCAACGAGGCCAUCACCAACAACCACUAACCCAAUAACAACAGUCGGCGUAGCGAGCAACCCAUCACUGUCUCCCUCAUCGGCGGCGGGGAUUGGGGGCAACUGCCUCGAAAACAUUGAAUUCGCGUGCCACAAUCGCGAUUGCAUUACGAUUGAGAGCGUCUGCGAUGGCAUCCCCGACUGCGGCGACGCGGAGGACGAGGACUAUGCGCUCUGCAACUGCAGCGGCGACAAGUACAAAUGCCAACGCGGCGGCGGCUGCAUACCGAAGGUCCAGGUGUGCGAUGGCAAACCGCAGUGUCGUGACCGCAGCGACGAGAGCGCCUGCCACCUCCAUGGGCGGUUCAAUAGAACCCGCCUGGGGGUCGAGUGCCUGAGCCAUCAGUACCAAUGCGGCGACGGCAGCUGCAUUUCCGGAUAUAAGCGCUGCAACGGCAUCACCGACUGCGACGAUGGCGCCGAUGAGAACAACUGCCCGUUUACCUACGACGACAACUACGACACCGACCCGGAAAACAAUCCGCUGAAUGAAUGUGAAAUCCUUGAGUUUGAAUGUGACUUCGGUCAGUGCCUGCCGCUCGACAAGAAGUGCGAUGGCAACAUAGACUGUGACGACGAGACGGAUGAGCUCGAUUGUCAGUCCUAUACAGAGCAUUGUCUAGAGAACGAGUUCGAGUGCGACGACUACUGUUUGCCCCGAGAUCAGCUAUGCAAUGGCAUUGCCAACUGCAACGAUGGCAGGGACGAGCGCAACUGUACCUUUUGCCGGGACGAUGCCUACCUUUGCAACACCGGUGAAUGCAUUGCCGACACGCAGCGUUGCAACGGCAAAGCCGACUGCGCCGAUGGCAGCGACGAACGUCACUGCGCCACAGGGACCCGACACUACGACACAACCACUAUGAAUGUCCUUGUUCCAAAACCGAGUCCAGUUCCAAUACCAAGACCCAGGCCCUGCCAGUCCCAUCAGUGGCGUUGCUCGAGUCUCGAGUGUAUUGAUAUCGAUUUGCGCUGCAAUGGGAUCGAUGAUUGCGCCGACGGAUCCGAUGAGGGUCUGACCUGCUUCGAUGCCACCAACCGACUCAAGCCCAGCGACUGUGCCCCGGAUCAGUUCUUCUGUGACGAGUCGUGCUACAACCGCUCGGUGCGGUGCAACGGCCGAGCGGAGUGCGCCGACGGAACCGAUGAGGCGUCAUGUCCGCCAACCAACUCGUUGACAUGUCCGCAGUACCAGUGCCGCUCCAGCGGCAAGUGUUACUCGGAGAGCGAGCGCUGCGACCGCCGGCGUCACUGCGAGGAUGGCUCCGAUGAGGUCAACUGCUGUGCCGACAACCAGUUCCGCUGCCACAACGGCGACUGUGUCCAGGGAUCGGCUCGGUGCGAUGGCUAUCCCGAGUGCUCCGACGGCUCCGAUGAGAUCAACUGCGCCGGCUCCCUGGAGUGCCAGCCCAACCAGUUCCGCUGUGACAGUGGUCAGUGCGUCAGUUCGGCGGUGCGAUGCAAUGGCAUUACGGACUGUCGCGAUAGCUCUGACGAGCGCAACUGCGGUCAUCAUUCUGCCGAAGGGAAUACGGCCAGGCCCACGACCACCUCUAGCACCACCACAACCACCACCAGCAGCACCACCACGGCAUUGACCCCGCUGAGAAUCCUCUGUCCACCGACAACCUUUAGGUGCGACAAUGGACCCUGCAUCUCCCUGGCCAUGCGCUGCAAUGGAAGGAUUGAUUGUCCCUACGACAGCAGCGAUGAGGUGGACUGCGGUCCCAUAAGCAACGAGAUUGAUCCCUCCGAUCACAACCAAGGAACUCGCGGAUCAUCAACCGUGCUGAAUCUCAAGACCUAUCCCGACAGCCAGAUCAUCAAGGAGAGUCGCGAGGUGAUCUUCCGUUGCCGAGACGAAGGUCCUGCCCGUGCCAAGGUCAAGUGGUCGCGUCCCGGUGGUCGUCCCCUGCCGCCCGGCUUCACGGAUCGCAAUGGCCGCCUGGAGAUACCCAAUAUACGCGUUGAGGACGCCGGCACCUAUGUGUGCGAGGCUGUGGGCUAUCCCAGCUACACUACCGGACAGCAGGUCACUGUCAACCUUAAUGUCGAACGCUACAACGAACUGGCUGCCCGUCCCUCAUCAGCCUGCAACGAGUACCAGGCCACCUGCAUGAACAACGAGUGCAUCGACAAGUCCGGCAUCUGCGACGGCAUCCCCCACUGCUCGGACGGAUCGGACGAGCAGAGCUGCAGCCAGGGCAGGAAGUGCCAGCCCAACCAGUUCAUGUGCUCCAACUCCAAGUGCAUUGAUCGCACCUGGCGCUGCGAUGGCGAAAACGAUUGCGGUGACAAUUCCGACGAGGCCACGUGUGACCCAGAGCCAAGUGGUUCCCCCUGCCGGUAUAGCGAGUUCCAGUGCCGCAGCGGCCACUGCAUCCCGAAGAGCUUCCAGUGCGACGACGUUUCCGAUUGCAAGGAUGGCAGCGAUGAAGUGGGUUGCAUUGCCCCGCUGCCCAUCCGUCCACCCCCACCGGUCAAGAACCUCCUGGAGGGCGAAUCCCUAGACCUGACCUGCGUGGCCACUGGCACUCCAACGCCGACGAUUGUGUGGCGCCUCAACUGGGGUCAUGUGCCCGAAAAGUGCGAGUCCAAGAGUUUCGGCGGCACCGGUACCCUCCACUGUCCGGACAUGAGGCGCGGCGAUAGCGGUGCCUACUCCUGCGAGAUCAUCAACACCCGGGGCACCACCUUCGUCACUCCCGACACCAUUGUGACGGUGACGCAGCAGAGGACCGAUGUGUGCGAGGCUGGGUUCUUCAACAUGCUGGCCAGGAAGGCAGACGAGUGCGUCAAGUGCUUCUGCUUUGGCGUGGCCACCUCCUGCGAUAGCGCCAAUCUCUUUACCUACGCCAUUCAACCCCCAAUCCUGUCGCAUCGCGUGGUUAGCGUGGAGCUAAGUCCCCAUCGCCAGAUUGUGAUCAAUGAGGCGGCUCCUGGACAAGAUCUUUUGACCCUGCAUCAUGGUGUCCAAUUCCGGGCUUCGAAUGUCCACUUUGGUGGUCGGGAGACACCCUACCUGGCUUUGCCCACGGAGUAUAUGGGUAACCAGCUGAAAUCCUAUGGAGGUAAUCUCCGAUACGAGGUGAACUACAUGGGCAAUGGACGACCCAUUAACGGACCGGAUGUGAUCAUCACCGGCAAUCGCUUCACCCUCACCCACCGGGCACGCACCCAGCCGGGUCAGAACAACAAGGUGAGCAUUCCCUUCCUGCCGGGCGACUGGCAGAAGCCCGACGGUCGCCGGGCCACGCGCGAGGAGAUCAUGAUGAUUCUGGCCAAUGUGGACAACAUACUCAUCCGGCUGGGCUACCUGGACAGCACUGCCCGCGAGGUGGAUCUGAUUAACAUUGCCUUGGACUCGGCUGGAUCCGCGGACAAGGGUCUGGGCAGUGCCUCCCUCGUGGAGAUGUGCACCUGCCCGCCUGGUUACAUUGGCGACAGCUGUGAGACCUGUGCCCCCGGCUAUGUACGCCAGCCUGGUGGACCCUGGCUGGGACACUGUGUGCCGUUUACUCCCGAGCCCUGCCCGGCGGGCACCUACGGCGAUCCGCGACGCGGUGUGGCCUGCAAGGAGUGCCCAUGCCCGCAUGGCGGCAGCAACAACUUUGCCAGCGGCUGCCAACUGAAUCCGGAUGGUGAUGUGCUCUGCUCCUGCCACGAGGGCUACACGGGCAAGCGCUGCGAGAGCUGUGCGUCUGGAUACCAGGGUGAUCCUCUGGUGCCCGGAGGCAGUUGCCGCAGGAUCCCCGACUCGACUUGCAAUGUUGAUGGCACUCUGAGCAUUAAUCCCGAUGGCAGUUGCCACUGCAAGGACAUGGUAACCGGCGACAAGUGCGACAGCUGCAGGGCGCAGAGCUUCCACCUGAACUCCUUCACCUACACCGGCUGCAUGGAGUGCUUCUGCAGUGGCCUCCAGGUGGAUUGCAGCAGCAGUUCCUGGUACCGCGACCAGGUGUCCAGCACCUUUGGUUCCUUCCACAACCGCGUGAACCAUGGCUUUGAGCUGGUCAAUGACUACACCCGCCCGAAUCCCGAGGCGUUGCCGGUAGCCUUCUCGGAGGUGCACAGUGAGCUGAGCUUUAGCGGAUCGGCGGAUCAUGGUGGUGACACCUUAUACUGGAGUUUGCCAGCGGUUUUCCUGGGCAACAAGCUGACCGCCUAUGGAGGCAAGCUUAGCUACACCCUCAGCUACAGUCCCCUGCCCAGUGGUAUCAUGUCCCGGAACAGCGCACCCGAUGUGGUCAUUAAGAGUGGCGAGAAUCUGAUGCUCAUCCACUACCGCAAAUCCCAGGUGAGUCCCAGUGCGGCCAACACCUAUGCGGUGGAGAUCAAGGAAAGCGCCUGGCAGCGCAGCGACGGCCAGUUUGCCAAUAGGGAGCACGUCCUGAUGGCCCUCAGCGACAUCAAGGCCAUUUACAUCAAGGCCACCUACACGACCAGCACCAAGGAGGGAUCCUUGCGUCAGGUAACUUUGGACACGGCCACCACCACGAAUGUGGGCACUCCGCGUGCCUUUGAGGUGGAGCAGUGCCGCUGCCCCCAGGGCUACCUGGGACUCUCCUGCGAGACCUGCGCCCCCGGCUUCAAGCGUGACCAGGACUCUGGACUCUACCUGGGUCUGUGUGUGCCCUGCGAGUGCAAUGGUCACUCCAGCCAGUGCCAUGGCGAGACGGGCGAGUGUGAGAAUUGUGCCGACAAUACCGAUGGACCCAAUUGUGAUCGCUGCGCCGCCGGCUAUGUGGGCGAUGCCACGCGCGGCACUCCCUACGACUGUGAACCGGACACUAGCAUCUAUCCGCAGCCGCCGCGUCCGCCACCUGGAAACCAGACCGACUGCAGCAGGUGGUGCCAUGAGGAUGGCACCCAGACCUGUCCCGAUGGCUACUGCCAGUGCAAGCCCAAUGUGAUGGGUGAUCAGUGCGAUCAGUGUCGUCCAGGCACCUACGGUCUGUCUGGACGCAAUCCCGACGGCUGCAAGGAGUGCUACUGCUCCGGCCUGGGCACCCAGUGUAGCUCCGCCAAGCUGUACCGUCAACAGAUACCGGUGGACUUUAUUCUGACGCCGCCGCUGCUGACCGACGAGAACGGCGACAUCGAGGGCGAUGUGUCGCAGGAUCUGAGACAUGACCUGGCCACCAAUAUGUACACCUACUCGCAUCUCACCUACCUGCCCAAGUACUGGAGUCUGCGCGGCAGCCUGCUGGGCAACCAGCUGCUCGCCUACGGCGGCCUCCUUCAGUACCGCCUAGUGGUGGAGUCCUACGGCACCUACCAGCCCGGUUACGAUGUGAUCCUUAGCGGCAAUGGCUUGAAGCUGAUAUGGUCGCGCAGCGACGGGGAUUCCGAGGCCGAGGCAUACAGUGUCCGCCUGCACGAGGACGAGAACUGGCAGCGCAAGGAUCGCGGCUCGGCACGUCCCGCCUCCCGUUCCGACUUUAUGUCGGUUCUGUCCAACCUGGAAGCUAUCCUGAUCCGCGCCACGCCCAAGGUGCCCACCGAGCGUACUUCGAUUGGUGACAUUAUCCUGGAGACAGCGGUGUCCGUGGCCAUGCCCGGUGCCAUUCAUGCCGCCGACAUUGAGGUGUGCCAGUGCCCGCCCGCCUACACGGGCAACUCCUGCGAGGUCUGUGCCCCGCUGCAUUAUCGCGACGCGUCCGGAGUAUGCCGUCAGUGUCCCUGCGAGGCCGCCAACAGCGAGUCCUGCGGAUUGGGAGCCAGCGGAUAUGUGCAGUGCAAGUGCAAGCCGCGCUGGAAGGGCGACCUCUGUCGCGAGAUCGACAAUGGCAUAGCUCCAACCCCGACUGAUAAUGACUUCAGCCAGAUUAUUGUGUCCAUUUCCAAGCCUGAGAUCACCAUUGUGCCUGUGGGAGGAUCGCUGACCCUCAGCUGUAGCGGCUACAUGCGCAGGAAUAAUGAUCCUGUCUAUGUGAGCUGGCACAAGGAGAGCGGCCACAUGACCCAGGAGUCCGAGGUUCGUGGAGGAACGCUGCAUUUGUACAACCUGAAGAUCGAUGAUUCUGGCACUUACAUUUGCCGUGCCGUCAGCAAUGACACCGAGAAUCUGUUUGAGGAUCGCAUCUCCAUUACCAUUACCACUGAAAGCCAACGCCGACCCGCCCAGAUUGUUAACCUGCCCAACCAUGUUACCUUUGAGGAAUACCAGCAGAAUGAUAUUGUUUGCGAGGUGGAGGGCAAUCCCAAGCCCACGGUCACCUGGACGCGCAUCGAUGGCCAGGUGGAUGCCCACUCCCGGACCUAUGGCAACAGUCUGAUCUUUGAUUCGCCACGAAAAUCCGACGAGGGUCGCUACCGCUGCCAGGCGGAGAACAACCUUAACCGCGACGAGAAAUAUGUCCAGGUGUAUGUCCAGAGCAGUACUCCGCCGCCGAGUCCACCGCGAGAUCGUCUCUACAUCCAGCCGGAGGAGCAUAAUGGCCAGCCCGGCGAGUCCUUCCGGCUCACCUGCCAGACCACAAGUGCGGCCAACCUAAGGUACGAGUGGUCCCACGAGGGUUACCCACUGACCGCCUCCGCUUCGCGCAACAUCUACAUCAAUGGCAACUCCCUGGAGGUGCUGGAUGCCAGCGAUCGCGACUCUGGCACCUACACCUGUGUGGCCUUUGAUCCGCGCACUCGUCGCAACUUUACUGCCGAUGCCCGUGUCUAUAUUGAACCGCGUCACCAGCCGCCCAGUGUCGAUGGGGUCGGUGCCGUGAUUGUGCCCUUAGAGGAGCUGAUUGUGGUGGAGCAGGGUCGCGAUUUGAGCGUCACCUGUGAGGCCAGCGGCUCACCGCGUCCCUCUGUGAAAUGGACCAAGGUCCAUGACCAGAUGGCCAACAAUGUCCAUGUCAGCGGCAAUGUCCUCACCAUUUAUGCAGCGCGUCCCGAGAACCGCGGUCCCUACUCCUGCAUAGCCGAGAACAUCCAUGGCUCUGAUCAGUCCAGCACGAUUAUCGACAUUGAACCUCGGGAGCGGCCGAGCAUUAAGAUAGAAUCCGAACCCAUCCAGACCGCCUUGGUGGGUGCCCAGGCGUCGCUCUAUUGCACAGCCACUGGCAUACCCGAGCCGACCGUGGAGUGGGUGCGCGUUGAUGGCAAGCCGCUAUCCGCUCGUCACCGCGUUGAAGGUCGCGGCUAUGUUGUGUUCUCUGACAUUAUGAUGGACGAUGCCGGUGACUACGAAUGCCGUGCCAGAAACGAGGUGGGCGAGGCCUCUGGCGUUGCCACCAUAAGCGUUGUGGAGGCACCGCUGGUGGUGAUCACUCCUUCCGGUGACCACAUUCGUCUCACCGAAGGCGAUGAACUGCAUCUGGAGUGUGUGGGCAGCGGCUAUCCCGAUCCCUAUGUGACCUGGACUUCAACAGUUCCACAUGCCCACAAUGCGGUUGAAUCACUCGGCAGGCAAAACCAGGCCGAGAUCCUUGUGUAUCGUGUUACCCAGGCCGAUGCUGGUAUCUACACCUGCAAGGGCUCCAACGAUGUGAGCACCGAUGAGCGCAGCGUCCGUGUUGAGGUCAAUCCCAAGCGCGGCGAUGUGGGAAUACAUGACGACGACGAUGGCCAUAAUCAGGGACUGGAUCCUGGACAGCUUCAGCCCCCACCCCGCAUGGAUCAGCUACAGACGAAUAUCGGCGACAAUGUGACCCUCACCUGCGGCAUUUCCGCCCAGCUGAAUCCACGCUGGGAGCGUGUCGAUGGCACUCCAUUGCCUAGCAAUGCCCACAUUAUACGCAACAGCCUGGUGAUCGUGUACGUUCAGGAGGAGAAUUUGGGACAGUAUCGCUGCAGCGGUGUGAAUCCCGCCGGUCAUGUGGUCUCCUUUGUGGUGCGGGAAUUGGUACAGCUGCCCCUGCCCCAGAUUAGCUUCUACCCGAAGAUACCGCUGAGGGUUGAGGCCGGACGCAACGUGGACAUAUACUGUCAGGUGACAAAUGCACGUCCCGAGGAUGUCUACUGGAGCACCGACAACGGUCGCCCACUGCCCAGCUCUGUACGCAUUGACGGCAAUGUGCUGCGUUUUGAUGCCAUCACCCCAGCUGAUGCCGGUGGCUAUCGAUGCACGGCCUCCAAUAGCUAUGGCAAUCGCACCGAGACUGCCCAGGUGCAGGUGAAGCCACCAUACUACCAGCCGCUGCCCCAGUCGCAGGUGACCCAGGCCCGCGAGGGCGAUAGCAUUCAGCUGCGCUGCACGGCCACCUCGCAGUACGGCGUCGAGGUGAAUGUCAAUACCCAGUUCCGUUGGCAUCGCGAAGGCGGCGAGCUGCCGCACAAUGCCCGCCCGGACAGCCAAGUGCUGAUCCUUACCCAGCUACGGCCGGAGGACGAGGGUCGCUACAUCUGCGAUCAGUACGAUAUGGCCAGAGGACGCAACCUGCCAUCUAGCUCCGUUGAUUUGAAAGUUAUAAGAUACAACCCGAACCCGUUCAAGGGCCACAGCCCCAAAGAUAUGCCCUGCAUGUUUCUGUUUAUCUGUACAGACUUCAAAAGCGGCAAGCUCGCGCCCCCCAAGCACUUGACCUCCGGAUCGGCUGCAGUGCGUCCAGUGCCCCCAUCGACCGUCGCUGCAUAUGCGUGCCAGCCCAGCGACUUCAAGUGCGUCUCGCAUCCGCACACCUGCAUCCGGGCGGGAAUGGUGUGCGAUGGAAUCUACGACUGUACGGAUCACUCGGACGAGUUCAACUGCAUAGCCGGAAGCAGGGGCAAGUCGUCGGCGGGCGGCAGUUUCAAGCGCUGGAAGAAGGAUCUCGGCAGGAGCCACAGGACAACAAGUGGAGAAGAUGGCCAAAGGAACAGGAUCAGGAAGCGGCAUCUCACGGAGCUGAAGGGCAGCGCGGUCGGCCCCGUGCCUCCACCGGUGCCCCACUAUCCCGACUACCUGCCACCGGCUCGUCUGGACCCGCCAGAGGAGCGUCCGCGGGACUAUAGCCUGAAACUGGACCAGCAAUCCUCAAAUCUGCGCGUCGGCGAGUCCACUGAAGUGGAGUGCUACUCCUCCGAUGACACCUACACGGAUGUGGUCUGGGAGCGGGCGGACGGACAACCGCUCAGCAAUAACGUGAGACAAGCGGGCAACCGCCUGGUGAUCAGUCAUGUGGAUCCCACCGAUGCCGGCAACUAUGUGUGCAAGUGCAGGACCGACCAGGGAGAUCUCUAUACCACCAGCUACGUCCUGGAGGUGGAGGAUCAGCCGCAUGAGCUCAAGAGCUCCAAGAUUGUCCAUGCCAAGGUCGGAGGCAAUGCCCAGCUGCAAUGCGGUGCCGACGAGAGCCGCCAGCCAACAUACCGCUGGUGGCGUCAGUAUGGACAACUCCAAGCCGGACGCAGUCUGGCCAAUGAGAAGCUCAACCUGGACAGUGUCCAGGCCAAUGAUGCUGGAACCUACAUUUGCACCGCCGUUUAUGGCGAUGGCGAGACGGUGGACUACCCCAACAUCCUGGUGGUCACCGGCGCCAUACCCCAGUUCCGCCAGGAACCGCGCAGCUACAUGAGCUUCCCCACCCUUCCCGACUCCUCAUUCAAGUUCAACUUCGAGCUUACCUUCCGCCCGGAGAGUGCUGAUGGGCUGUUGCUCUUCAACGGGCAAACCCGUGGCACUGGAGACUACAUAGCCCUCUCCCUGAAGGAUCGCUAUGCGGAGUUCCGCUUUGAUUUCGGCGGUAAACCCCUGCUGGUUCGUGCCGAGGAGCCUUUGGCCCUCAACGAGUGGCAUACAGUGCGCGUGCAUCGUUCCCGUCGCGAUGGUUACAUCCAGGUGGAUGAACAGCAUCCGGUGGCCUUCCCAGCUCUACUCCAAGUGCCGCAGCUGGAUCUUAUUGAGGAUUUGUACAUUGGCGGCGUGCCCAACUGGGAGCUGCUCCCAGCGGAGGCGGUGUCCCAGCAAACCGGAUUCGUGGGCUGCAUCAGCCGGCUGACUCUCCAAGGACGCACCGUGGAGCUGAUGCGCGAGGCCAAGUUCAAGGAGGGCAUCACCGAUUGCCGGCCCUGUGCCGAGCGCCCCUGUGCCAACGAUGGCGUCUGCCUAGAGAGUCAGACAGAGCAGGCCUACACUUGCGUCUGCCAGCCUGGGUGGACGGGCAGGGAUUGCUCCGCCCGCGGUGCCCAGUGCACGCCGGGCGUGUGCGGUGCCGGACGCUGUGAGAACACCGAGCAGGACAUGGAGUGCCUGUGCCCACUGAACCGGACCGGCGAUCGUUGCCAGUACAUCGAGCACCUGAGCGAGUCCAGUCUUAAUUUCAAGAACAACAGCUAUGCGGCCUAUGGAACGCCAAGGGUCACGCGCGUCAACAUAACGCUCUCCGUGCGUCCAUCCAGCCUGGGUGACUCUGUGCUCUUGUAUGCGGCCGAAUCGAGCCUGCCCAGCGGCGAUUAUCUGGCGCUGGUGCUCCGCGGCGGUCAUGUAGAACUGCUGAUCAACACAGCCGCCCGUCUGGAGCCGGUGGUAGUGCGUUCGGCAGAACCACUGCCUCUCCACCGCUGGACUCGCAUUGAGCUGCUGCGGCGCCUGGGCGAGAGCAUCCUGCGGGUGGGCGAUGCCCCAGAGCGCAAGGCCAAGGCUCCGGGCUCAGGACGCAUCCUGUCACUGAAGACGCCACUGUUUGUGGGCGGCUACGAUCGAUCGACGGUGAAGAUUAACCGGGAUGUAAACAUCACCAAAGGCUUCGAUGGCUGCAUCACUCGGCUAUACGAUUCGCAGCGAUCCAUUCAGCUGCUGGCGGACAUCAAGGAUGCGGCGAAUAUCCAGAACUGCGGCGAGCUGAACGAGAUUGGUGGCGGCAACGGGGACAGUGACAGCGAUAGCGAUAGCGAGCCCAUGCCACCGCCAUUGCCUGAGAUACCAGAUCACCACCGCGAUGGAGAUGAACUGCAGCCAUAUGCAAUGGCACCCUGCGCCAGUGAUCCCUGCGAGAAUGGCGGCAGCUGUCGGGAGGAGGAGCAGCAAGCCAUUUGCUCCUGUCCCCUGGGCUUUAGUGGCAAAUACUGCCAGGAGCAUAUUCAAGUGGGCUUCAAUGCCUCCUUCCGGGGCGAUGGCUACGUGGAGAUCAAUCGCACUCAGUUUGAUCCCGCCAUUGAGCAGGAGUACAGCUCUGUGGCCAUUGUCUUUACCACCACCAAGUCCAAUGGCUUGCUGGUCUGGUGGGGCCAAAAGGCCGGCGAAGAGUACACCGGCCAGGAUUAUCUGGCCGUGGGCAUUGUCGAUGGCUAUGUGGAGUACUCCCUGAGGUUGGAUGGCGAGGAGGCGGUUAUACGCAAUAGCGAUACCCUUGUCAAUGACGGAGCUCGGCAUAUUGUGAUUGCCAAGCGGGUGGACAACACAGCCAUGUUGGAAGUGGAUCGCAUUCUGCACUCGGGCGAGACGCGACCCACUCUGGUGAAGAAGAUGAAGCUGCCGGGCAAUGUGUUUAUCGGUGGCAUUCCGGACAUUGCUCGGUUCACGGGCAACCGCUACACGCAAAACUUCACCGGCUGCAUUGUGGUCGUCGAGGGCGAGACCGUGGGCCAGAUCAACCUGAGUCCAGCCGCCGUCAAUGGAGCCAAUGUCAAUGUCUGUCCCGCUCACGAAGAGCUCCUGGGAGGAACCGAACCGCCAGUCGUCUGAGGACACAACCAGCAACCGAAAUUAGCUUUUUAAUUAAAUAACAUUAACAAAAAGAAACCAUUUUUAUAUAUACAACAUACGAGGAUAAGCCCAAGCAAAAACAACAAAAAAAUUAAAUAUUUUAUGGCGUACAGAUAUGGAAACCAAAAAAAAAAGAGAGAAACGAACACUUCUACCACUAAAUUGAAUGCUUCUUCGAUCCUUAAGUCUAAGUUAAAGAUUGUUAGCAAGGAACAAGCGAAUAUCACAAAAAAAAUACACACGCACACCUGUUUUUUUUUUUACGUGAAACGAAACAGAAACAAUAAUGCAGAUAAUGCUGAAUAAUACAAAUACAUAAUGCAGAUAAAGCCUAGGAUUAAACAACUAACUAACUAACUCGAAGAACAACAACAACAACGCAUACUAGCCAACUUGCAACCACAAUAACAACAGCAAAGAACACCAACAAAAGCAAUAAAUGCUCAAUAGUUGAAGGCAUUUUAUAUUUUAUAUUUUUAGUUUCCUAGCUUGUAACUAUAACUAUGACUCUGUUUUUUUUUUUUUAUUAUUAUUAUUUGUUUUGUGAAAACCUUUCCCCAGUGUAAAAUCGGAACACACACACACUCACGUUAUUAAUUAAAAUAUCAAUUGAUACCAUUUAAUGAUAAAAAAAAAAACCAACUAUGAAUGCAACUAUUGUGAACGAACGAAAACUGUUGAGUGGAUAAAAAGCAACAAACGCAACAAGCAGAAGAUAUAUUAAAAAGAAAUCAACAACAA